GAAGGAUUCCCCAGGCAGUCGCACUUGGCUGCCGACUUCUUGCUUAACAAGUCCAAAGUUCAGCUAAAGUUUGGCUGAUAAACAGAACCAAUAAAGAAGGUCCCCGGCCCCCAGUGUAAACACCAUGGGCUUGAGCAGACCCAGCUCUCCUGCCGUGGGCUCGCUCUUUUUCCGGGAGCCUCUCUCGCUCUCUCCCUCUCGCUGACUUUCCCCCUCCCCAUCUCCAUUUGCAUCUGGCCCAAAUGCCCGUCCCUUCCCACUGAUUUGCAUAUCUUAUAUUGGCUAAUGGAGGAGAUCAUGGAAAGUUAGAAGUUUGCUGACUCCUCUCGGAGGAGACUCCGGGACCGGGGAGUAACAGGUGUGUGGAGGCUUCGGGGGGGCUCCCAGACUUGGGGUUUUCUCGUGAAGCUCCCCUCCGCCCUCCUCUCUCACACCAACCCCUCCCCACCCGCCCCAAGCCCCCCUCUUCUCCAGUCGGUGGAAAAUGGUGUCCAAGCUCACGUCUCUCCAGCAAGAACUCCUGAGCGCUUUGCUGAGCUCUGGGGUCACCAAGGAAGUGCUGGCCCAGGCUCUUGAGGAACUGCUGCCAACCCCGACUUUCGGGGUGAAGCUGGAGACUUUGCCGCUGUCCCCGGGGAGCGGGGCUGAGCCUGACACCAAGCCAGUCUUUCACACCCUUACCAAUGGACAUGCCAAGGGUCGCUUGUCAGGAGACGAGGGGUCAGAGGACGGAGACGACUAUGACACCCCUCCCAUCCUCAAGGAGUUACAGGCCCUUAACACCGAGGAAGCUGUGGAGCAGAGGGCCGAAGUGGACCGCAUGCUCAGUGAGGACCCCUGGAGGGCAGCCAAAAUGAUCAAGGGAUAUAUGCAGCAGCAUAACAUCCCCCAGAGGGAGGUGGUGGAUGUUACAGGCCUGAACCAGUCUCACCUCUCACAGCACCUCAACAAGGGGACCCCAAUGAAGACCCAGAAGCGGGCGGCACUGUACACCUGGUAUGUCCGGAAGCAGAGAGAGAUUUUGAGACAAUUCAACCAGACAGUCCAAAGUUCUGGAAAUAUGACAGACAAAAGCAGUCAGGAUCAGCUGCUGUUUCUCUUUCCAGAGUUCAGCCAGCAGAGCCAGGGGGCUGGGCAGCCGGAGGAUGCCUGCUCUGAGCCUGCCAACAAAAAGAUGCGUCGAAAUCGCUUCAAAUGGGGGCCCGCAUCCCAGCAAAUCUUGUACCAGGCCUACGACCGGCAAAAGAACCCCAGCAAGGAGGAGAGAGAAGCCCUAGUGGAAGAGUGCAACAGGGCAGAGUGUCUGCAACGAGGAGUCUCGCCAUCUAAAGCUCACGGUCUGGGCUCCAACCUGGUUACUGAGGUCCGCGUCUACAAUUGGUUUGCCAACCGCAGGAAGGAGGAGGCCUUCCGCCAGAAGUUGGCCAUGGAUGCGUACAGUACAAACCAGCCACAUGGCCUGAACCCAAUGUUGUCCCACGGCUCCCCCCACCACACGCAACCAAGCGCCUCUCCUCCAAGUAAGCUAUCAGGAGUGAGAUACAGCCAGCCUGGGAACAAUGAGGUCACUUCCUCCUCCACCAUCAACCACCAUGGCAACAGUGCCAUGGUGACCAGCCAGUCGGUUCUCCAGCAGGUUUCUCCAGCAGGCCUGGACCCCGGCCACAGUCUCCUCUCACCUGAUGGUAAAUUGAUCUCUGUCUCAGGAGGGGGCUUGCCUCCAGUCAGCACCUUGACGAACAUCCACAGCCUAUCCCACCACAACCCCCAGCAAUCUCAGAACCUCAUCAUGGCGCCCCUGUCGGGAGUCAUGGCCAUUGCACAAAGCCUCAACACGUCCCAAGGUCAGAGCGUCCCUGUCAUCAACAGUGUGGCGGGCAGCUUGGCCGCCCUGCAGCCUGCCCAGUUCCCCCCACAGCUGCAUAGUCCUCACCAACAGCCGCUUCUGCAGCAGACCCCCGGGAACCCCAUGGCCCAGCAGCCUUUCAUGGCGGCAGUAACCCAGCUACAGAACUCCCACAUGUACGCGCACAAGCAGGAGCCCCCCCAGUAUUCCCACACCUCCCGGUUUCCGUCUGCCAUGGUGGUCACAGACACCAGCAGUAUUAGUACACUCACCAACAUGUCUUCCAGUAAACAGGUAAUUCUGUGUCCUCUGCAAGCCUGGUGAUGCCCACUCUUCACCUACUCUGUGCACAUCCACAAGGACCCUAGUUCCACACCAUCACCCAGCUAACCAUGCUAUCAGGGCAGUUGUCAUGGAGAAGCACCUCGAGCCGAUGGGCGACAUCAAGAGGACCUGAUGUCUCUUCCACGUCUCUCGGAACAAUCUCUCUCUCUCUCUUUCUCUCUCCAAGGCUUGGAGUCCACCCAAUCCCUCGGUGUAGGGGGGUGGGUAGGGGAUGGGAGGGUUUCGGGGAGGGGCUGGGGACUGGGGGCUCCCAUCACAGACUAUAUCCCCUGCCAGCAGCUGGAUCUUUGCUUUCGUUCCCUGCAGUAUUGUGUCAAUGCAUCAAGGAGAUGCUAAGUAUUCGCAUUCAUUCUAGCAAUGAGGAGAGAGGGACAAGGCAGGAAGAGCUGCUUGCUCAGCCCAGCCACAGAAGAGGAAGAGGAAGAUCCCUGCUGUCUUUUAAGUUAUGGUCCUUCAUCGAACAAACUGAUGGGAAAAAAAACACAAAACAAAACAAAACAAAACAAAAAAGCUUGAAUCUGUUACUGAAGUUUCAAGAGGAGGAAGCGUGUGCUGUCGAACUGAGCCAAACACACUGUAAAUAUCGGCAGACUCCCUCUCCCCAUCCCACCCCAAAUGAUUCCAAGAUUUCUUUUAAAGAAGUAAAUGUGUCCAAUGGUUGUAAACUAUAAACUACUGUAAUCCAGUGCAAUUCCCCUAGGGCUCCCCGUCCCCACACUCUUUCCCCUGUACAGAAUACUGGAUGGUAUUUUACUUUUCUUUGUUAUGGUCAGAACCAAAGUUGUUUUUUUAAAAAAGAAAAAGAAAAGAAAAGAAAAGAAAACCGCUCCCAUCAGAAAAGAGCCCCAAUCUGAGUUAAGGGGUGCUAUGACAUUCUAGAAGACCCUCUCCCUUUCCUCCUUUUGAUCCUUCAGGGCUAAGAUACCUACUGGAGAAUGUGUGAUUCUUUGGGUGAUUGCCUGAUGACAAGUCACCUGUUUGGAAAUCAUAUACCCAGGUUCCAAAAAGGGCCCGGGUCUAGGGUCAGAGUACAAAAACGCGGCUCCUUGAAGGGAUUGGGGAUUCGGGGCACGAGCCCUAAGACAUAGAAGGGUGGAGGGACUGGAUGUUGGAUCUCAAAAGCAAAAACUGACCUUUCAAAGUCCCCUAUUAAAACAUUUUAUUUUAAUGAUU
Gracilinanus agilis (Agile Gracile Mouse Opossum) is the source of this 3364-nucleotide messenger RNA. It is a transcript of the gene HNF1B, whose product is annotated as HNF1 homeobox B. Gene Ontology annotation, molecular function: RNA polymerase II cis-regulatory region sequence-specific DNA binding; DNA-binding transcription factor activity, RNA polymerase II-specific. The record is from RefSeq and is a predicted model, not a curated record. NCBI's taxonomy places the organism in Eukaryota, Metazoa, Chordata, Mammalia, Didelphimorphia, Didelphidae. Gene Ontology annotation, biological process: liver development; pancreas development; regulation of transcription by RNA polymerase II. Gene Ontology annotation, cellular component: nucleus. The transcript has 9 exons. The coding region runs from base 485 to 2170 and encodes 561 amino acids.